CUUCCUUUCCUUCCCCUCUCCUCCUCCGAUCCUAUAAAGCCCGUCGCCUCUUGCAAAAGGAAUCCGGAGCCUUCCUUUCCUUUCCCUCUCCUCCUCCGAUCCUAUGAUUAUUCUGCUCGACCUCAAUCGUCGUAGCCAACGCAGCACUGCAGCAAUCCCAAUUCCCAUCUCCGAAUCCGCGUCCCAUUUCAUCCUCAACCAGCCCGAAUUCGGAGCCUUUCUCUAUUCGCUACCCUUUGAUCAUCCCAUGAGACUCUUCUGAUUCCCCCACACCUCGAACACGCAGACCUCGCUGGACAAUUGCCAGAGCCCUCUUGCUCAGCCGGAUCCCCAGGCCCCCCACAGCCAUGAAGUUUACCAAGAAGUACGCGACGUACAUGAGGGGGAUGGAGGCGGAGCUCCCGGCCGUGGGGCUCAAGCGCCUCAAGAAGAUGCUCAAGAAAUGCCGCUCCGACUCCGAGCACCGCUCGCCCCUGCAGGAUGUCGCUGCCUCACCCGGCGCCGGCCGGUGCCCCGGGCUUUGCUCUGUAUGUGAUGGGAGUUUCUUUCCAUCUCUUCUGAAUGAGAUGUCGGUCGUUGUCGGCUGCUUCAACGAAAAAGCCAAGAAGCUGCUGGAGCUGCACUUGGCGACAGGCUUCAAGAAAUACACCAUGUGGUUCACCAACAAGGGUGACAAGAGCCAUGGGAAAUUGAUACAGCAAGGCAAAGACUUGGUUACGUAUGCUAUUAUAAAUGCCGUGGCCAUGAGGAAGAUCUUAAAGAAGUAUGACAAGAUACAUUACUCAAAGCAAGGGCAAGAAUUCAAAGCUCAAGCUCAGAGCCUGCACAUUGAGAUACUUCAAUCCCCAUGGCUCUGUGAGCUGAUGGCAUUCUACAUGAACUUGAGAAGGAGCAAGAAGAACAAGGCUGCAAUGGAGCUCUUUGGCGACUGUUCCCUCAUAUUCGAUGACGACAGACCAACGCUCUCAUGCAACCUCUUUGACUCUAUGCGUGUCGACAUUAGCUUGACAUGUUCCAUUUGCUUGGACACAGUGUUUGAUCCAGUCUCUCUUUCUUGUGGUCACAUCUUUUGCUACCUGUGCUGCUGUUCUGCUGCAUCUGUGACCAUUGUUGACGGGCUGAAGUCCGCAGAUCACAAAUCAAAAUGUCCCCUAUGUCGACAGCAAGGGGUCUUUCCUGAUGCUGUGCACCUGGAUGAACUCAACAUGCUACUGAGCCACAGUUGUCCAGAGUACUGGGAGAAGAGAAUGCAAUCAGAGCGAGUUGAGCGUGUUCGCCUGGCUAAGGAGCAUUGGGAGUCACAGUGCAGAGCAUUCUUGGGCAUCUAGAUAGUGAGCUUCUACCAGUGGAAACUUGAUUCGAUUUGUAAGAUUGUUGUUGGUAGAUCCUGCUUUAUCAUAACUCUUUUGAUGAUAAAGUUGGAUCUACCCCCUGUUGAUAGAAUUUACCUGUAAGAGGUUCACUUUUGUGCGCCUAGCUUGGCUGCAGAAAGAGAGCAACUGUAGUUCAAGUUGUAAUUGCAUGUGUUUAUAUGUAACCCUCUUGAUUCACAUUUGUGAUUUUAUCCUAAAGUCUGAAGUAGUUCCAUCU
Molecule: messenger RNA, 1590 nt
Organism: Panicum hallii
Lineage: Eukaryota; Viridiplantae; Streptophyta; Magnoliopsida; Poales; Poaceae
Product: probable E3 ubiquitin-protein ligase BAH1-like 1
Exons: 6
Coding region: 348-1328 (326 amino acids)
Source: RefSeq, a predicted model, not a curated record